AUGGCCACUCUCUUCACCGUUCCGAUCGCUUCUACCGGUGGCGCCAUCGUAUGCACCAACCCCACGGCAACCCCAGGGCAAGAAAAGCAGCAUGUGUAUCUAUUGACCUUCACCUCACCAAAAGACAAUCGUCUGACUCCGACAUUCAUCGACGCGCUUAUUUUGGCCCUGAACAUUGUGGAGCACCGGUAUCCGAAGGGCGUGGUAAUCACGACCAGCGGUAUUGCGAAGUUCUACAGCAAUGGCCUGGAUCUCGAACUCGCAAUGAGCACAGAGGGCUUCUUGGAGAAGUGGCUGUAUCGACUUUUCCGGAGAUUCUUGACAUUCCCCAUGCCCACAAUCUCUCUCGUCAAUGGACAUGCGUUUGCGGGCGGAUUCAUGCUCGCGAUGUACCACGACUACCGCAUCCAAAAUCCAGAGAAGGGCUUCCUGUGUGUGAACGAGCUUGAAUUCGGCGUUCCGCUCCAGACCCCCAUGAUGUCCAUUUUCCGAGAGAAGUUGACUCCGGUCACAUUCCGAAAUGUGGUCCUCGAAGCGCGCCGCUUCGGAGGUAAAGAUUCCCUGCAGUCAGGCAUUGUCGAUGGUCUAGGCGGACUUGACGAGGCUCUCAACUUGAUCCGGGACCGUAAGUUGCUCAACAAGGCCGCUACUGGAAUCUAUGGUAUUAUGAAGGAAGAAAUGUAUUCUCGUGUUCUCAACGGGAUUGAUGAUCAUGCCGGGAAUCUAGCCUGGCGUGAUGCGGUGGAGGCUCGGAAGUCGGGCUUGCAAAAGCAGAAUAUCCAAUCCGUAGAGGAAUGGGAGAAGACGAGCAAAGCGAAGCUCUAG
Penicillium chermesinum is the source of this 825-nucleotide messenger RNA. RefSeq names its product enoyl-CoA hydratase/isomerase family protein. The record is from RefSeq and is a predicted model, not a curated record. Gene Ontology annotation, molecular function: delta(3)-delta(2)-enoyl-CoA isomerase activity; enoyl-CoA hydratase activity. Gene Ontology annotation, biological process: fatty acid beta-oxidation. The coding region runs from base 1 to 825 and encodes 274 amino acids. Lineage: Eukaryota; Fungi; Ascomycota; Eurotiomycetes; Eurotiales; Aspergillaceae. Gene Ontology annotation, cellular component: peroxisome. The transcript is spliced from 2 exons.